UCGGAGGAGUGAUGGGCAGAACCAGCGCUUCCCUCAGGCCCUAGAUCUGCCCCGAUUGGACUUCGUUCCCCCCAACACUGCUUCGCUCUACCCAAAGAACACAGAUCUGUUUGAGAUGAUUGAAAAGAUGCAGGGAAGCAGGAUGGAUGAACAACGAUGCUCCUUCCCACCACCCCUCAAAACGGAAGAAGACUACAUUCCCUACCCAAGUGUGCACGAGGUCCUGGGGCGAGAAGGGCCCUUUCCCCUCAUUCUGCUGCCCCAGUUCGGGGGCUACUGGAUUGAAGGCACCAACCACGAAAUCACCAGCAUCCCAGAGACAGAGCCACUGCAGUCACCCACGACCAAGGUGAAGCUUGAGUGCAACCCCACAGCCCGCAUCUACCGGAAGCACUUUCUCGGCAAGGAGCAUUUCAAUUACUACUCACUGGACACUGCCCUGGGCCACCUUGUCUUCUCACUCAAGUAUGAUGUCAUCGGGGACCAGGAGCACCUACGGCUGCUGCUCAGGACCAAGUGCCGGACGUACCAUGAUGUCAUCCCCAUCUCCUGCCUCACCGAGUUCCCCAACGUGGUCCAGAUGGCAAAGCUGGUAUGUGAAGAUGUGAAUGUGGAUCGAUUCUAUCCUGUGCUCUACCCCAAGGCUUCCCGGCUCAUCGUCACCUUUGACGAGCAUGUUAUCAGCAAUAACUUCAAGUUUGGAGUCAUUUAUCAGAAGCUUGGGCAGACCUCUGAGGAGGAACUCUUCAGCACCAACGAGGAAAGCCCUGCCUUCGUGGAGUUCCUCGAGUUUCUUGGCCAGAAGGUCAAACUGCAGGACUUUAAGGGGUUCCGAGGAGGCCUGGACGUGACCCACGGGCAGACGGGGACCGAGUCUGUGUACUGCAACUUCCGCAACAAGGAGAUCAUGUUUCACGUGUCCACCAAGCUGCCCUACACAGAAGGGGACACCCAGCAGUUGCAGCGAAAGCGACACAUCGGGAACGACAUCGUCGCCGUGGUUUUCCAGGACGAGAACACGCCCUUCGUACCCGACAUGAUUGCCUCCAACUUCCUGCACGCUUACGUGGUGGUGCAGGCCGAGGGUGGGGGCCCUGACGGCCCCCUCUACAAGGUCUCCGUCACCGCCAGAGAUGACGUGCCCUUCUUUGGGCCCCCGCUUCCGGACCCCGCUGUGUUCAGGAAGGGGCCCGAGUUCCAGGAAUUUUUGCUGACAAAGCUGAUCAAUGCUGAAUACGCCUGCUACAAGGCAGAGAAGUUUGCCAAACUGGAGGAGCGGACACGGGCCGCCCUUCUGGAGACGCUCUAUGAGGAGCUACACAUCCACAGUCAGUCUAUGAUGGGCCUGGGCGGCGACGAGGACAAGAUGGAGAACGGCAGUGGUGGCGGCGGCUUCUUUGAGUCUUUCAAGAGGGUCAUCCGGAGCCGCAGCCAGUCCAUGGAUGCCAUGGGACUAAGCAACAAGAAGCCCAACACCGUGUCCACUAGCCACAGCGGGAGCUUUACACCCAACAACCCUGACCUGGCCAAGGCGGCUGGAAUAUCAUUGCUUAUUCCUGGGAAAAGUUCGAGUAGAUUUGGACGCCGGGGCAGUGCCAUAGGCAUAGGAACCGUGGAAGAGUCCCUGAUUGUCCCGGGGAAGAGCCCCACGAGGAAGAAGUCGGGCCCUUUCGGCUCACGCCGCAGCAGCGCCAUCGGCAUCGAGAACAUACAGGAGGUGCAGGAGAAAAGGGAGAGUCCCCCGGCCGGCCAGAAGACCCCAGACAGCGGACACGUCUCGCAGGAGCCCAAGUCGGAGAACUCUUCUACUCAGAGCUCCCCAGAGAUGCCCACGACCAAGAACAGAGCGGAGGCUGCAGCCCAGAGAGCAGAAGUGCUGAAGGACUUCUCCCGCUCCUCGUCCAGCGCCAGCAGCUUCGCCAGCGUGGUGGAGGAGACGGAGGGUGUGGACGGGGACGACACAGGCCUGGAGAGCAUCUCAUCCUCUGGGACACCACACAAGCGGGACUCCUUCAUCUAUAGCACAUGGCUGGAGGACAGUGUCAGCACCACGAGUGGGGGCAGCUCGCCAGGCCCCUCGCGGUCACCCCAUCCAGACGCCGGCAAGUCGGGGGACCCUGCUUGUCCAGAGAUCAAGAUCCAGCUGGAAGCGGCUGAGCAGCACACAUCCCAGCUGGGCUGUUAGCCAGGCUCCCCUCGGAAGGUGACUGAGCAGGCGAGGUCGCAGAAGCACAAGGUGAAGAUGCUGUGUCAAAUUCAGGCAGACAGGACCUCUGCCCCCAAAGUCAACACCAGCCUGUGGGCUGCCCCCUGUCUCCCCAACCCUCCCCUCGACCCACUGUCUGGGUGGUCUCUGCAGGGCGGAGCCAUCCAGGCCCGGGAUCGGGGAAGCUGCUGGCAUCACCCCCACACCCCAGGCUGGGGGCUGGGCUGAUGCAGGGGGUCAUCAGUUGAAGCAAGACUCCAGGCCUGGCUUGCCCCCACCUGGGCCCUCCGACACGCCUUGGUGCCCCUCUGGGAGGGGGAGACUGAGCUACACUAGGGCGUACAGAGCCUGCGGGCAGCGGGAUGUGAGAUGAGGUGGAGUGUGCACUGGGCCGGCAGUCCUGAGUCCUGGCUUCCAGGAUGGGUUCCGCCAUGUGACUCUGGGACACCUCUCUGGACACCUCUGCUACAAACGGACAAGAUUAUUUCAGAGGUCACUGAAGACUGUGAUUCCAUGUACCUGCCCCAGAAUGGGGAUAUCCUCCCAGGGGCCUCCCAUCACCCUACCCUGCUGCUUGGGUCCCUGGGGCCCCAGGUGGACUGAGGGGCAGGGAGCUGGCUCUGCCCGUCGCCCCUCCUGGACCCUCGAGCUCUACCGCGGAUCUGCUGAUGCCCUGUCCACUGCCUCCACACGACAGACGAGUGACCCCCUUGUGGGGGAAAGGGGACCCUACCUGGCUCCUCAGCCAGCACCCAGCUUCACCUCUGCCAUCCCGUGUUUCUGGUCACCCCAGGCCAAGGGGUCUUGGCUGGCCUAGAGACAGAGGCUUCACCUUUGCCCCGCCCCCCACCCCCACAGAGGGGGCGGCCAGGCACAGCCGCUGUGAGUCCACAUCCUUGUGUGUGUCUGUCCACACUUUUUAGGAGCCACGCCAAGGGCCAGCCUUCCAGCCCCAACACCCAUUUUUGGAAGCCCCUGUGGCCGUGUGUGUGU
Messenger RNA from Pteropus alecto (black flying fox), 3199 nucleotides. RefSeq names its product RAP1 GTPase activating protein (gene RAP1GAP). The coding region runs from base 116 to 2185 and encodes 689 amino acids. The transcript is spliced from 24 exons. Gene Ontology annotation, biological process: activation of GTPase activity; regulation of small GTPase mediated signal transduction. Gene Ontology annotation, cellular component: cytoplasm; membrane. Gene Ontology annotation, molecular function: GTPase activator activity. Lineage: Eukaryota; Metazoa; Chordata; Mammalia; Chiroptera; Pteropodidae. The record is from RefSeq and is a predicted model, not a curated record.